AUGCCGCGCGGUCGGUUUUCGAACGGGAAACGCGGGCCGACACUGCCUAAGCGUUUGAGCGUGGCCAAGAAGGGAAACGAGGUGGUACAGCAUGAGCAAGAUGACGGCACUGGUGCAGAGAGUGCUUCAUCGUCCGAGCGCAAUGAAGAGGAUGGCGAGGCAGACUCAGACACAUCGGCCUCAGCCUCACCCGAAGAAUCUGGCGAACCUGCCACUGGAGGGAAGACGGCCGAUGAUGGGUGUGCGGGAACCGCUUCACCCAAAGCAGACGGGCGCGAAAGUUGGGGCGCGGGGGAGACGGAUGUGUUUCGGGGCGAAGGUCGAGGACAUGUGGACGUGCAUGUAGACCGCGCAUGCGGGACCCCAGUGGACACCGACGGCGAUGACGUGCGCAUCUCGAGCAGGGUUCUCGAGCAACUCAUCCAGGCUCAGGACAGGAGCGGCAAGGAGAACACGCGGUUGGAGGCACUGUUCUUGAAUGCAAUGGCGCAGCAUUCUGGUGGAUCUCGUAAGCGUAAGGCUCGGAAGCAGAGAGACCCGGAGCAGGGCUUCGCUUGUUUGGCGUUGGCGGCUGACAAGUCGCGACGGGCGGAUCUCAACGAGACGCUGUCGGAGUGGAAGACAAGGGCUGCCGCUCGCGUGCGAGACAUUGCACUUCCCAAGCUCGGCCUGUUCCGGGACGACAGGGACGCAUCCAGCCCGUGGGCACCUGAAAAGGAGCGUAGUAUCGAGAAGAUAAGGGAGCGCAUUGGGCUUGGCGCUGACCCCCCUGGUGAGUGCAUGAGACGCGCGUUGGAGUCGUCGACCGUUUCUAGUCAUGCACCAAUGCGAGAAUUGUGGACAUUGAUACCCACGCUUCGGAUGUGGUGUGCAGAAGCUCUAGUGCUGACGAGCUGGGCGCACGACAGGGAUGGCAUGCUGUUUGCCUCCCGGGCGUUCGCGACAUGUCCGAAGGCUGCCUUCAAGCCAAAGAAGGCAGGGCUGGUGAUGACCCUUAAGGUCUCCGAAUGCGUCCUCUACUGGGAGGCGCGGAAAGGCCGGCUCUCCAACUUGGCGGGCGGGAACGCCCACGUUGUGGAUGGGCUCAAGGUCCUGGUCAAGGAGGACGUGGAGAGGGCGAUCCGUAUCCGCAACCCCGAGUAUGACGCGGAGCGCGAGGCGUGGAUUUGGGGGCGCCAUGGCCUGCGCAUCUCUGCGUGCGGCCUGGAGCACAUGAAGCCCGCGGCCGCCGCCCAGUCCGAAGGCAUCGUAGGGGAUGACGACCUUUCGGCAUCAGAAAAAUGUCCGCCCAGUUUGGGGCAGUAA
Molecule: messenger RNA, 1305 nt
Organism: Closterium sp. NIES-65
Lineage: Eukaryota; Viridiplantae; Streptophyta; Zygnematophyceae; Desmidiales; Closteriaceae
Source: the annotation of a GenBank genome assembly